CCGCGUCACACCGGAAGUGAACCGGUGGAACCAGAAAAGGCGGAAACGUCACUGCAGCACAAGAGAAAAUGGAUGCAUUAAAUAAACUUAAACAAUUUGAUGCCUAUCCAAAGACUCUAGAAGAUUUUAGGAUUAAAACGUGUGGUGGAGCCACUGUAACGAUCAUCAGUGGGCUUAUUAUGCUGAUCCUGUUUGUUUCGGAGUUGCAGUAUUACCUUACCAAGGAGGUCCACCCUGAACUCUUUGUGGACACUUCAAGAGGAGACAAGUUAAAGAUCAACAUUGAUGUCGUAUUUCCUCAUAUGCCAUGUGCUUAUCUGAGCAUUGACGCCAUGGAUGUAGCAGGAGAGCAGCAGCUGGAUGUGGAGCACAACCUCUUCAAGCAAAGACUGGACAAGGAUGGCAAUCCAGUCAGCACAGAAGCAGAGAAACAUGAUUUGGGUCAAGAUGAGGGUGAGAUUUUCGACCCUAGUAAGCUCGAUCCAGAUCGCUGUGAGAGCUGCUAUGGAGCAGAGACCGAUACUUUGAAGUGCUGUAACACGUGCGAUGAUGUGCGCGAGGCAUACCGUCGCCGAGGCUGGGCUUUUAAGACGCCCGACACCAUCGAGCAAUGCAAGAGAGAGGGCUUCAGUCAGAAGAUGCAAGAGCAGAAGAAUGAAGGUUGCCAGGUCUACGGCUUCCUCGAGGUCAAUAAGGUUGCUGGUAAUUUCCACUUUGCCCCUGGGAAGAGCUUUCAGCAGUCUCAUGUGCAUGUUCAUGCUGUGGAAAUUCAUGAUUUGCAGAGUUAUGGACUGGAUAAUAUCAACAUGACUCACUUGAUUAAACAUCUCUCAUUUGGAAAAGAUUAUCCUGGAAUUGUCAACCCACUAGAUGGAACUAAUGUUGCAGCAGCACAAGCGUCAAUGAUGUACCAGUACUUCGUGAAAAUAGUUCCAACAGUUUACGUUAAAGGAGACGGGGAGGUGGUGAAGACAAACCAAUUUUCAGUGACCAGACAUGAAAAAGUAGCCAAUGGGCUGAUUGGAGAUCAGGGUCUGCCUGGUGUAUUUGUGCUGUAUGAGCUCUCACCCAUGAUGGUCAAAUUCACAGAGAAACAGCGGUCAUUCACUCACUUUCUAACAGGAGUAUGUGCUAUUAUAGGUGGUGUUUUCACAGUUGCUGGACUCAUCGAUUCUUUAAUAUACCACUCAGCAAGAGCUAUACAGAAAAAGAUCGAGUUGGGAAAAUCUUCCUAGCUACGUCUCUGAACCUACCACGAACAACUGUUCACGAAUGUCUAGCUGUUUGUGUGUGUUUGGCCGCAAAGAACACUUCCUUGACACAUGGCCUCUCCGUUGGACACAUACGGGUACCUCACCGAGGCUUUCACUUUAAUGAAGAAACCAACUAACUGGACUUCAAAAGUAACUGGACACCUCUAGGGUUCAUUACGACAGAGAGGCACCAAUGAAUCUUCUUUUUUUUUUUUUUUUUUUUUUUUUUUUUUUUGAAUUGUACAUUAAACUGAAAAAUACAUGUAGUACAGCAAGUAUUGUUAGUUACAUUAGCUAAUGUCACUGAAUGCAAUCCAGAGCCAUUGUUUACUUCAAAUGGAUUUAAUAAAUGUAAUAUUAGUAAGCUGUUAGCAUUCAGAUUUAACAAAUCUCUCAUAUAUGAAGCCAGUUCCUGAGUGGGAAUUAUGAGUUGAGGGAGUGUUUUCUUUGAGUUUUCCCCGUCCAAGGUUAAAUGCAGCAUAAUUAACACGAGAUCUUCAAUGGCAUCCAAUAUUCAUUUUAUAAUGAAACUCUUGAGUUUAAAAUUGUAAUGUCUUUUAUCUAAAUAUCGCUCGAUUUUCACUUUGGUUAAUGGUUUCCUUUGCUAUGUUACCCACAGUGCAUUUGAGCUGCUGAUAGUAGUGCCAGUGGGAUUUAGCUCUCACUUCAUAGAUAUCUCCGUAGAUACCUAAAGACGGUGAUGCCGCAGCGCUUUAGUCCUUCACUCUGUCUAGUGCGCUCACCACCACAUCUGCACACGCUGUACAGAUAAGGUUCCAGAGCUUACACUUUCAUUACUGACCGAGCAGAAUCGAUGUGUAGCUCAGCGCAACUGUGAUGUGUAACCGCAUUUCAGUCUAGAACUUUGAACGCAACUUUUUAAUCUUCACUCCUGCACUACACUGGAGGUAUUAGUAUGACAUUGAAGGAGGAAGAGAAGCUCUUGUUCUUUUGUUUUAAGGAGCGAACAGCAAAAUCUGAGCAUUAUCACGAAUGCUUGUGAUUGCUGAAAGAUUUUCUCCUAUAAAGUGGCAUUGGAACUGUACUAACAAUGUCCCCCAGUGAAGUCAGCCACACAUCCGCUUACUUCUCCCAGCAAUAAUGAAAACAUUUUUUAAAAAUUGGCCGCGGAAUCAUGAAACUUAUCACAGAAAUUCAGUAUAAACAUUGAAUGUGUUUCAGGGUGGAGGUUUCCUUUAAAGGUGUGCUUUAUGUAUUAGAGUUUUAGAAUUGGCUUGGUGAACAGGUGUGGUUUGAGGUGCAAAAGACCACGUGGGUUAGUUUGGAUUGCCCUUUAUUUUAAAAUGUCACUUUUUUUUUAAUAAAACUGUAGAUUUGAGUUUCAUGUGAUUACUUAAUCAAAUCCUGAUCUCUGUGUUUCUAGUGUUUUCGGGCUUUUCUGACACAUUUCCUGUUAAAUCUCAGCAGUCAGCAUUAGAAUAAUGAAGGCAGUUUAAUUCGGGCCUAACUUGAUCUCAAAGAUAAAACCAGACCAUAAUGUACUUGUUCCACGAAACAGGUGAACUGUACUUGAUUGUGAAACAAUGUUAAACAAUGGUUAUUAACUAAAAUAAAAUAAUAAUAAAAAAAAUA
Messenger RNA from Ictalurus punctatus (channel catfish), 2846 nucleotides. It is a transcript of the gene ergic3, whose product is annotated as ERGIC and golgi 3. Lineage: Eukaryota; Metazoa; Chordata; Actinopteri; Siluriformes; Ictaluridae. The record is from RefSeq and is a predicted model, not a curated record. The transcript has 14 exons. Gene Ontology annotation, cellular component: COPII-coated ER to Golgi transport vesicle; Golgi membrane; endoplasmic reticulum. Bases 69 to 1235 code for a protein of 388 amino acids. Gene Ontology annotation, biological process: endoplasmic reticulum to Golgi vesicle-mediated transport; retrograde vesicle-mediated transport, Golgi to endoplasmic reticulum.